AUGGUUGGCCCCAAGCGCUCGCUACUUACCAAAUUUACUCGCAACCAAUAUCUCGUUGGUUCGCUCCCGACGCUGGGAGGCCUCAUCUUCGGACUGGACAUUUCGUCGAUGAGCGCCCAGCUCUCGAACCCGUAUUAUCUCGAGACCUUCAACCACCCCGACAGUACUCUCCAAGGUUUGAUCAACGCCGUCAUGCCCCUCGGAUCCUUCUUCGGCGCCUUGUUCAACUCGUACCUCUGCGACUUGAUCGGCCGCAAGUGGUGCAUCAUCAUAAGCGGUUGGUCAUGGGUCAUCGGCGCUAUCGUCCAGUCGACCUCGAAGAACGUCGGCGCCCUCAUGGGCGGUCGCGUCGUCGCCGGUCUCGCCGUCGGACUCGCCUCUGCUAUCGUCACAAUCUGCAGGCUCUUUCUCUCAUCUGCGCACCAAGCGGAGAUCACCAAGCCACAGCUUCGCGGUCGCAUUGUGAGCGUCCAACAGCUUUCGAUAAUUCUAGGGAUUGCGGUGCAGUAUUUCGUGCAGCUGGGUUUCUCUUACCUCGAGAGCGACAAGUCCUUCCGCAUCCCCUGGGCUCUCCAGCUCAUUCCCGGCGCCAUCCUCGGCUCGCUCAUGUUCAUCUUCCCCGAGUCGCCGCGCUGGCUCAUGGACCACGGCCGCGACGACGAAGCCCUCCAGAUCCUCGCUGACGUCCACGCUGCCGGCGACACCGAAGACCCUCUCGUUCAGCUCGAGUUCAGCGAGAUCAAGCGCCAGAUCGCCUUCGACAACCAGCAAGGAGCGAAGUCCUACCUGGACCUUCUCAAGCCCGAUGUCCGCCUCCGUGUCUUCCUUGGCUGCGCAGACCAGAUGUGGUCGCAGUUGAGUGGAAUGAAUGUCAUGAUGUACUACGUCGUCUACGUCUUCCAAGGCGCGGGCUUGCAGGGACGCCGCGCCGAGCUCAUCGCCUCGUCGGUCCAGUACGCCCUCGCCCUCGUCUGCACCGUCCCCGCCGUUAUCUGGCUCGACAAGAUCGGUCGCCGCCCUCUCCUCGUCGGCGGAUCCGCCGCCAUGGCCACCUGCCUCAUGAUCGUCGGCGCCCUCCAGAAGACGCUCGGGCACAAGCUCGAGGGCGCGGAAGCUGCGGCAACUACGACUUGGGUCGUCACCGGCCACAAGAGCGGAAGUUACGCCAUCAUCGUCUUCUCGUACCUCUUCGUUUGCAGCUUCUCCGCCACGCUCGGACCCUGCUCGUGGACCUACGCUUCCGAGAUAUUCCCGACGCGCGUGCGCGGCAAGGCUGUCUCGUUCGCUACCGCGUCGAACUGGAUCUUCAACUUCAUUCUCUCGAUGACGACGCCUCCGGCUUUCCGCAACAUCCAGUACCGCGUCUACUUCCUCUACGGCACCUUCAACAUCUGCUCCUUCCUCCACUUCUUCUUCAUGUACCCCGAGACGAAGGGCCGCACCCUCGAGGAGAUGGAGGAGAUCUUCGACGGCACGAACACCUUUACGGCGUGGCGCGUCCCGCCUGCCAAGGGCAUCAAGAACGUUGCCGACAUCGAGUCGUCCGCCGGCCGCACUCCAAGCAUGGGUGAAGUCGACGACAAGGACCUCAAGGGCGGAGAGUCGCGCGUCGAAAACGUCCACUCUGUCUGA
Molecule: messenger RNA, 1632 nt
Organism: Rhodotorula toruloides NP11
Lineage: Eukaryota; Fungi; Basidiomycota; Microbotryomycetes; Sporidiobolales; Sporidiobolaceae
Product: MFS glucose transporter
Exons: 16
Coding region: 1-1632 (543 amino acids)
Biological process (GO): carbohydrate transport; transmembrane transport
Cellular component (GO): membrane
Molecular function (GO): carbohydrate:proton symporter activity
Source: RefSeq, a predicted model, not a curated record